AUGGCAUCCUUUCGUGUCUGGUCCUUCGUCGCAUCCGAUCUUCUCCGCCAACCGCCGACCGCAUUUCCACCUCUUUCACUUUUCUUCCUUCCACACCUCUCCCCCCACUCUCUUCCCAGUCCCCGACCAACAGAGCAGUUCAUGCCUAGCCAGGAUGGCCUGUCGCCAUCCUUUGUGGAGACCGUAGCGGGGUUCACGGCGGGAAUCGUCUCGACUCUCUGCUUGCAUCCGCUCGACCUGCUCAAGACCAGACUCCAGGUCGAUCGCACAACCUCCUCCUCUCGGCUCGGCAGCUCGUUUCGUAUCAUUCGCGAGAUCUCCCGCCAUGAGGGUGGUCUCACUGCGUUCUAUCGCGGCCUAGCCCCGAACAUCAUUGGCAACUCCACGAGUUGGGGCCUGUACUUCCUGUGUUACAGCAGCUUGAAAGACGCACUUCGAACCUGUCGUGGCCAGAGAGAACAGACGCUGACAUCGUCUGACUAUUUUCUUGCAUCGGGAACUGCAGGCGUCUUCACUGCGGUCCUCACAAACCCCAUAUGGGUGAUCAAGACCCGCAUGCUAUCGACUGGCUCACAGGUGCCCGGUGCCUAUUCCUCAUUCUCGUCGGGAGCCAAGCAAAUCUAUCAGACGGAGGGUGUGUCGGGUUUCUACCGGGGUCUUCUACCAGCUCUCUUCGGUGUCAGCCAUGGUGCUCUCCAGUUCAUGGCAUACGAGCAACUCAAGGUCCAUCGGGCUGGGUUAGCGGACCCUCAUAGCCCCGUGAAAGACGGCAAGACUGGCCCAGCCCGGGAACUGGGGAAUGUCGAUUUCUUCGUCAUUUCCAGUUUGUCCAAGGUGUUUGCCGGCUGUGUGACAUACCCGUACCAGGUCAUACGGUCGCGGUUACAGACCUAUGAUGCCCACCUGAUUUACCGGGGCGCGAUCGAUGCCAUCGCGCAGAUCUGGGCCCGGGAAGGUAUCGCGGGUUUCUACAAGGGUCUUGGUCCCAACCUAGUCCGGGUGUUGCCCAGCACAUGGGUUACGUUCUUGGUGUACGAGAACACCAAGGUCUACUUGCCCCGGCUCGUGGCGAAAGUCUAG
This is a messenger RNA of Penicillium lagena, 1080 nucleotides long. Its product is annotated as putative mitochondrial folate carrier protein Flx1. Gene Ontology annotation, molecular function: FAD transmembrane transporter activity; folic acid transmembrane transporter activity. Gene Ontology annotation, cellular component: mitochondrion. Gene Ontology annotation, biological process: folate import into mitochondrion; nucleotide transport. NCBI's taxonomy places the organism in Eukaryota, Fungi, Ascomycota, Eurotiomycetes, Eurotiales, Aspergillaceae. The record is from RefSeq and is a predicted model, not a curated record. The transcript has 3 exons. The coding region runs from base 1 to 1080 and encodes 359 amino acids.